AUGGCGAAAGAUAAAUCAGAACCCGUCAACAAAACUAAAGAUUCGAAUGGCACAAUCAAGACUAAGAUACCAAAACGGCGGGACAAAAGCGAUUUGGGACCCAAUUUCAUAGCUCCAGAUGGUGGUUGGGGUUGGGUUGUAUGUAUUGCGGCUGGUUUGAGUAACUUUUCAGUACUCCCAGCUUUGCAACAAUACGGCUUAAUUUAUCGGCAAAGGAUGACCUCAUUUGGCUUUGAAUCCAAGGAAACCACUGCAAUUUUUAAUGUGGCCAUGGCAUUGUCUUCAUUGGUUGGAUUGGUCAAUGGUGCAAUGUUUCGAAGAUUUACAUUUAGACAGGUGGGCAUGGUCGGAGGCAUUCUCACCUUCAGUGGCAUUUUAUUUUCAGCAUUUUGUACAACAUUUACCGAAUUUGUUGUAUUCUUCUCUUGUAUUUAUGGUCUGGGAAUGGGUCUCUCAAUGGGUGCAAGUGCAUUGGCAGUAAACACCUACUUUAAGAAAAAACGAAGACGGGCCACUGGGUUCUCGUGGACCAUAACUGGACUAGGUCCCAUUAUAUUCCCUCAAAUAUCACGACUUGCCCUCGGUUACUAUGGUAGUCAGGGUUGCAUUUUCAUAUUUUCGGCAAUUGCCUUAAAUGCUUUUCUAAGUGCAUUAACAUUUCAACCUGUUCUGUGGCAUUCUGCUAAAUCUGAAGACAAUAAAAUUGUAAAGAGUGAGGAGGAUGAAAAAGGCGAAGAAGUUCAAUGUAAAUACUGCCGGCAGUCGGAAAAUAUAGCUGAAAAAAGAAGUAUGUUUUCUUCCCAAUAUCUCUUUAAUGAAGACGACCCAGAAACACCUGGAUAUGAAAUAAUUGAACCCGCCACACCGAUGAUGACCCGUGCCAAUGAUGGUUGGUAUGGAUCCAAGUUAUCGUUAGCUGAAAGUAGAUCCAUUAAAGAUGUUAGAAAAAACUCCAUACAUAAUGGUGGACAAAGGGUAACAAAUCUGACAAAACCCAAUUACUUUAAUCGUGAAAUGGAAGUUGCAAACCAUAAUGCCUCUAACAAUGGCUGCCAAUGUAAUUGUGCCGAGGAAAAGGCUUUCCUACAAAUUAAAAAGAAAGAGGAGGAACUCACCAAAAUGCAAAUGCAACAAGAGGAGGAGACAAAGAGCCGUAUGUCAUUCUGGCAAAAGGUUGUUGUAUUUUUCGAUUUCGAUUUACUGACAGAUAUGACAUUCUUGAACUUGGCCGUUGGCAUGACCAUAAUGAUGUUCGGCGAAAUUAAUUUUUCCAUAUUGACGCCGUUUAUUCUAAAUAGUUUUGGCUAUAGCGAUACCCAAAUAUCCUUGGCAAUGUCUUUGCUGGCCAUUGUAGAUAUCGCGGUGCGUUUCCUGUCGCCUUUCGUGUUGGAAAAAGUAAAAUUGACCAAUCGAGUGUUGUUUGCAUUUGGCAUCAUUGCCAUAUCCAUAGGACGUUUAAUAGUGACUCUGACAGAUUCGUAUAAUGUCAUAUUGGUCGUAUUUGCCUUGAUUGGAUUUGGCAAGGGAUUCCGUACAAUUUUCUCGCCCCUUAUUAUACCAAGUUAUGUUCCAUUGAAACGUUUACCGGCAGCGUCGGGACUACAAUUGAUUUUUAGUUCAUUGGCAUAUUUUUUGCUGGGUCAAGUGUUGGGUAUAAUAACUGACCGAUUUGGAUACUCUGCAACAAUACAUAGCAUCAAUUGUUUGACAUUGUUGUCUUUAUCGCUGUGGCUAUUGGAAUCUUUAGUUCGAAGAUGUCUGGGUAAAAAAUUCCCAGACGAUGUCAAUUAA
This is a messenger RNA of Musca vetustissima, 1791 nucleotides long. RefSeq names its product monocarboxylate transporter 9-like. The transcript has 4 exons. Gene Ontology annotation, biological process: monocarboxylic acid transport; transmembrane transport. The record is from RefSeq and is a predicted model, not a curated record. NCBI's taxonomy places the organism in Eukaryota, Metazoa, Arthropoda, Insecta, Diptera, Muscidae. Bases 1 to 1791 code for a protein of 596 amino acids. Gene Ontology annotation, molecular function: monocarboxylic acid transmembrane transporter activity.